Messenger RNA from Varanus komodoensis (Komodo dragon), 3819 nucleotides. It is a transcript of the gene KCNH2, whose product is annotated as potassium voltage-gated channel subfamily H member 2. The transcript is spliced from 16 exons. Bases 1 to 3819 code for a protein of 1272 amino acids. Gene Ontology annotation, molecular function: inward rectifier potassium channel activity. The record is from RefSeq and is a predicted model, not a curated record. Gene Ontology annotation, biological process: membrane repolarization during action potential; regulation of heart rate by cardiac conduction; regulation of ventricular cardiac muscle cell membrane repolarization. NCBI's taxonomy places the organism in Eukaryota, Metazoa, Chordata, Lepidosauria, Squamata, Varanidae. Gene Ontology annotation, cellular component: membrane.
AUGCCCGUCCGGCGCGGGCACGUGGCCCCCCAGAACACCUUCCUGGACACCAUCAUCCGCAAGUUCGAGGGCCAGAGCCGCAAGUUCAUCAUCGCCAACGCCCGGGUGCAGCACUGCGCCAUCAUCUACUGCAAUGACGGCUUCUGUGGGCUCUGCGGCUACACCCGCGCCGAGGUCAUGCAGAAGCCCUGCACCUGCGACUUCCUGUACGGGCCGCGCACCCAGAAGGCCGCCGUGGCCCAGAUCGCCCAAGCCCUGCUGGGCUCCGAGGAGCGCAAGGUGGAGAUCUGCUUCUACCGGAAGGACGGCAGCUGCUUCCUUUGCCUCGUGGACGUUGUGCCGGUGAAGAAUGAGGAUGGGGCCGUCAUCAUGUUCAUCCUCAACUUCGACGUGGUGAUGGAUCGGGGCCUGCUGAGCAGCCCCGCCAGGAGCACCAACCACUGGGUCUCGCCGGCUGCCUGGCUCCCCACGGGCCGCGGACGGUCCUUCCGGCUGAAGCUGCCGGCCCUGCUGGCCCUGGCGGGGAGCAAGCAGUCGCUCCCGCAGGAUGACCCCGAUGAGGCUGUGGUGGUGGACUUCUCCAAGCCGAGCAGCGAGUCGGUGGCACUGGACGAGGUCCCCUCCUCGCUGGACAACGACUGCCUGGGCUGCGGCGAGGCCGAGGACCGGCAGGCCCUGAUGGACCGCCGGGGGGAGUGCGGCCCGGAGGCCCCCGUCACGCACUCCUCGCCCCGGGCCGACAGGGCCCGCCUCAACCUGGACGCCUCCUUCUCCAACUGCAGCCUGACCCGCAGCCGCUCCCGGGAGAGCUUCCACAGCGUGCGCCGGGCCUCCUCCGUGGACGACAUCGAGGCCAUGAAGGGCGAGGGCGAGCGAGGCCGCGGCCACGGCCGCCAUGCCAGCACAGGUGCCAUGAACAACCUCCGGAGCCACCUGCUGAACUCCACCUCCGACUCGGACCUCAUGCGCUACCGGGCCAUCAGCAAGAUCCCGCAGAUCACGCUGAACUUCGUGGACUUCAAGGCAGAGGCCUUCCUCACGUCGCCCUCCAGCGAGAAAGAGAUCAUCGCGCCCAGCAAGCUCAAGGACCGCACCCACAACGUCACCGAGAAGGUCACGCAGGUGCUGUCCCUGGGCGCCGACGUGCUGCCGGAGUACAAGCUGCAGGCCCCGCGCAUCCACAAGUGGACCAUCCUGCACUACAGCCCUUUCAAGGCGGUGUGGGACUGGCUGAUCCUGCUGCUGGUCAUCUACACGGCCAUCUUCACGCCCUACUCGGCCGCCUUCCUGCUCAACGACCGCGAGGAGCAGGCCCACCGCUCCUGCGGCUACUGCAGCCCGCUCAGCGUGGUGGACCUGAUCGUGGACAUCAUGUUCAUCAUCGACAUCCUGAUCAACUUCCGCACCACCUACGUCAACUCCAACGAGGAGGUGGUCAGCCACCCGGCCAAGAUCGCCAUCCACUACUUCAAGGGCUGGUUCCUGAUUGACAUGGUGGCCGCCAUCCCCUUCGACCUGCUCAUCUUCGGCUCCGGCUCGGAGGAGACCACCACCCUGAUCGGGCUGCUGAAGACGGCGCGGCUGCUGCGGCUGGUGCGCGUGGCCCGCAAGCUGGACCGCUACUCGGAGUACGGGGCGGCCGUGCUCUUCCUGCUGAUGUGCACCUUCGCCCUCAUCGCCCACUGGCUGGCCUGCAUCUGGUACGCCAUCGGCAACAUGGAAGGCAAGGACAUCGGCUGGCUGCACUCGCUGGGCGGCCAGAUCGGCAAGCCCUUCAACGAGAGCACCUCGCACCUGGGCCCCUCCAUCAAGGACAAGUACAUCACCGCCCUCUACUUCACCUUCAGCAGCCUCACCAGCGUCGGCUUCGGCAACGUCUCGCCCAACACCAACCCGGAGAAGAUCUUCUCCAUCUGCGUCAUGCUCAUCGGCUCGCUGAUGUACGCCAGCAUCUUCGGGAACGUCUCGGCCAUCAUCCAGCGGCUCUACUCCGGGACCGCCCGCUACCACACGCAGAUGCUGCGGGUGCGCGAGUUCAUCCGCUUCCACCAGAUCCCCAACCCGCUGCGGCAGCGGCUCGAGGAGUAUUUCCAGCACGCCUGGUCCUACACCAACGGCAUCGACAUGAAUGCGGUGCUGAAGGGCUUCCCCGAGUGCCUGCAAGCCGAUAUCUGCCUGCACCUGAACCGCACCUUGCUGCAGAACUGCCGCCCCUUCAAGGGGGCCACCAAGGGCUGCCUGCGCGCCCUGGCCAUGAAGUUCAAGACCACCCAUGCGCCCCCCGGGGACACGCUGGUCCACGCCGGGGACGUCCUCACGGCCCUCUACUUCAUCUCCCGCGGCUCCAUCGAGAUUCUGCGCGGCGACAUGGUGGUGGCCAUCCUGGGGAAGAACGACAUCUUCGGCGAGCCGCUCAACCUGUACGCGCGGCCGGGCAAGUCCAACGCCGACGUGCGGGCCCUGACCUACUGCGACCUGCACAAGAUCCACCGGGAGGACCUGCUGGAGGUGCUGGACAUGUACCCCGAGUUCUCGGACCACUUCUGGUCCAACCUGGAGAUCACCUUCAACCUGCGAGAUACGAACAUGAUCCCCGGCUCGCCCAGCAGCGAUGAGAUGAAUGGCGGCUUCAGCCGGUUGCGCCGCCGGAAGCUCUCUUUCCGCCGGCGCACCGAGAAAGACGAGGAGAAUCCGGGCGAGCCGAAGACCCCGCAGAAGGCGCUGCACUCGGCCCAGGGCUGCCCGGCGCCGGGGCCCCCGCGAGGCCCACCCCGGUGGGAGCCGUGCCUGAGCAGCUCCGUGGCAUCCAGCCCGCCGUCCAGCGACGAGGACGAGGCCCCCCUCCCGGCCCCCCGGGCCACCGAGCUGCUGCCUUUCCGCCCCGCAGAGCCCCCCGGGGGGCCGCCCUCCCCCGCGCCCCCGGAGCACAAGGGCCGCGACACCCGUGGUCCGCUCGCAGGGGCCUUCUCGGGCAUGUCCAACAUCUUCAGCUUCUGGGGCGAGAGCCGAGAGCGGCACCACCAGGAGCUGCCCCGCUGCACGGGCCCGACCCACGGCGCCCUCAGCACCCCCCUGGGCAGCCCCACGCCCGCGAGCCGGCAGCAUCGCGCGGAGCUGGACGGGCGCCUGGACCGGCUCCAGAAGCAGCUGAACAGGCUGGAGAGCCGCCUGACCGCCGACGUGGCCGCCAUCUUGCAGCUGCUGCAGAGGCAGGUGGUGCUGGUGCCGCCAGCCUACAGCGCCGUCUCGUCCCCACAGCCUCCGGGCCCUGAGCCAGCCCCCGGGGAGCGCCCCCUGCCUGCCCCUCCCCUCCAAGCCCAGGCACAGGUGCCCGGCUUCCCGCUGCCGUGCCUGGACUCCGCGUGCCCGCCCAGCGGCGAAGUGGUCCUGCUGGUGGAGCCACCCCCGCCGGCCCCUCGGCGCCUCUCGUUGCCCGGGCAGCUGGCCCCGGCCUCCCAGGACUUGUCCACAGACUUGCACAGACACUGCUCGGACCCUGGCAGCGCAGGAGGGGCCACGUCGGCCUCCCGCUUCGCCCGAGCGCGGGUCCACGGGCCACGUGCGCCCGGCUGGCUGGCCGGCGGCCGCACCGGCACCUGCUCGCCGCACGCCUCGCCCGGAGGAAGGACCGCGCGCAGCGAGGCCUUGGGUGGCCCGGAGAGCUGCGAGCGCCACGCAGGAGAGCGGGCGGCUGGCGCCUCGGCCGCCCUCACUCGCGCGUUCCUCGGCUUGCUGCCGGCGCCUCUCAGCAGCAGCGCCUGCGGGAAGCAGGCGACCGCCCAGAGUCCCCCGCCCCCCGCCGCGGCCGGGUCUUCCUAG